Knipowitschia caucasica is the source of this 1158-nucleotide messenger RNA. NCBI's taxonomy places the organism in Eukaryota, Metazoa, Chordata, Actinopteri, Gobiiformes, Gobiidae. The record is from the annotation of a GenBank genome assembly.
AUGCCAGUUCUGAGGCGCUGGGAAAGGAAGUCUGUGUCUCAACUAGUGCAGCAAUAUCAAAGCUGCACUGACUUGAGAGACAUUGGAAAGUAUCACAAAAAAGAGGACCUUGUGGACGGGAGAUGUCACGAAGGAGACGUACGCGUGAGUUUGUCCAGAUGUCUGUCCAUGGACGUCCUGCCGCAGAGGCCAGCGUCCAGCACCAGAGCCUUGUGUGCGCUGUUUGAGUCAAAGUUGCAGUACUCCAACAAACCACUAGAUGGCGGUCUACAGGACAGGAAAAACAACAGCAAUAAUCCAAAUGUUCAAAAGGAUUUGAAUUUGUUCGAGCGUACAGCUAUGAAGGAGUGUUCUAACAGAGGAACAAGAGUCUUAAAGGAGCCUAGAAAGAGUGUAGCCUCAGAUGAGAUAGAAGCACUAAAGACGCAGUGUAUCCACAAUAAGAUAAUUUCUACUGAUGAUAAAAAUAGUGGCAUUCUGAUUAAGGGGUCAUCAAUCCAAAGCAGAUACCACAUACUAACUUCCUCUUCAGUGAGAGACCGCUCCGCUCUGUAUCUGUCCUCUGCAGCCGACGCCCCAGGAGAGCAGCCCGAAUCAUCUGGUGUUACACACGAAAGAAAGACCAAAGUCACAAAGAUGGAUGUCACUGAAGGCAGAAUCACUGUUUCACACACAGUAUGUGAUGAUGACGAACUUCCUCCUCCUCCACCUGUGCCUCCCAGGCCAUUGGAUUAUGAGGAAUCUUCUACAGGAAGUCCUCUUCCCCCACCUCCACCAAAAGAAUCCUUCUCCACUUAUUACCAACAACGAAAUAAAAGUGAACUAAAGAGACUGUUUAAGCACAUCCACCCGGAUCUCAGAGCAGGUCUUGAUGACGUUGCUGAAGAAGAGCUGUUGAGGGCAGUUCAGAUGGAAAACCCUCAGGCAGCAGAAGACCUGUACCAGGGCGAAGUCCAGUCCAUGAGGUGGAUUUUUGAGAACUGGACGCUGGACAAUAUUGGAGAACCACGUGGAACUAAGAAGUUGCUAGAUGUGGAGGAUCUAACAGGUGGUGAUGUCCGGGGUACCACGUCUAAGUUUGAGCAUGCUGAUUUGAACCAACCAACCACCCAACGACAAGUCUCGAGAUAUCAGCAAGUGAAGACGAACCCUAAGUAA